AUGUCUGACUUUGCAUUCAACAACUACUGUAUACACUGUGACAAAUUGUGUCCCACGAAUUCAGUCUACUGCUCAGAAGAGUGUAAAUCGAUAGAAUAUCAGUCCUCAAUACAACCAAGUAAUACUUUCAACGCUGCAUCAUUUGAACAAUAUUCAUCAGGUCAGCACUCCAAUGAAAGUCAAUACCAUCAUAACAACUCGGUUUCUUCGAUAUCGUCUACCACCCGCAAUAAUAACAAUAAUGACUACACCCCUAAUGACAUGGUUUCACCACUUUUGACUCCUGCUUUGUAUCUUCAGCAACAGCAACAACAACAACAACAACAACAACAACAACAACAACAACAACAACAGCUACAAUUGGUGUCGUCUCCCUUGAUGUUGGCCUCACAUGUUGAUGUCGAAACAAAAGAUGACAGUCACUACUAUGACUUGAAUUAUUUUGACUUGAACUACUCAGUUAAAUCCAACACCAACUACACCAGUAAUCAAACCAGUAACGAGUUGAUAAAUUCCACAUCACGCAAUUAUCGCAAAUGGUUGACUGCCUUGUAA
Molecule: messenger RNA, 555 nt
Organism: Lodderomyces theae
Lineage: Eukaryota; Fungi; Ascomycota; Pichiomycetes; Serinales; Debaryomycetaceae
Exons: 1
Coding region: 1-555 (184 amino acids)
Source: RefSeq, a predicted model, not a curated record